AUGGCAUUUGCCUCGAUAAAUUCCUCCGGCGCGCCCAUUGCCGCCAUUGAAGAGGCCUUCGCGACAGAACCCUCAUUGAAAAAGAGGGUGUACGAUGCGAUCGGCUCAACACCACAACAUACAUCGCUAUUCGAAGAUAUUGCGAAAUAUACAUCCAACCUGCUGGCCAGGACUGCCAACACGACCCUCCCUUCACGCCCUCCGGCCGACGGCCCUGCGGCUAAAAAGCGCAAGCUCCAGAAUGGGGACUCAGGAGAGACUGCGCAGGCGUCAGUCGAUCUGAAAGAUGCCAAUGCGCCAGUUCAAUUUUAUGUGAAAGAUGUUUCGUUCGCGACACCGCAGAGGAAGAAGCUUACUCUGGAGAUCACUGCUGGACACCCAUAUCUCCGGGCAAGAAACCAGGCUACGAAAGAGAUCGAGUUUGGCGUUUCGAUGGACAGAAUCAAGCAUGCGCUUUGUCUUCCUGUGCCAGAAAAGACACAGAAACAGUUCAAUUUCUGUAUCAUCCCUGAAUAUGCGGAUGGUAUCACACCCCCGCCGGAGGGAACAGCAACAUCCGAAGCCAUGGUGUUUACGAUAGCCGACGGGCCAGCCAAGGCAGCAUUCUCAGGAGACGGGCAGCAGAUCAGUCAAGCUCCAGGCGAAACCGCUGAUACACUACUUUGCAAGGUCCUGAACGACAAUAUGCGUCGUUCCAAUGUUGUGCGGCCCGAUGACAAACAGUUUGUCAGUGCCAUGCCCGAGGCGCACCGAAAAGGCGAGAAAGCAUACCACGUCAAGGCAUUCCGCGGCAGUAAAGAAGGCUAUCUCUUCCUUCUCUCCACUGGUAUUCUGUUUGCGUUCAAGAAGCCCCUUCUGUUCUUCUCGUUUGAUACGAUCGAUUCUGUCUCAUACACUUCUGUUCUGCAACGGACGUUCAAUCUGAACGUCAUGGCUCGCCCAACUGGGGGCUCCGAAGAAGACAAUCAGGAGUUUGAAUUCUCGAUGAUUGACCAAGCCGAUUUCUCUGGAAUCGAUACCUACAUCAAACGUCACGGUCUUCAAGAUGCCAGUCUUGCGGAUGCCCGUCGGGCCAAGGUCUAUAAUGUCAACAAGCCCACUGGGGAUGAGCAAGCUGCUACCGAGGCGACCGAGGGCGAUGAAAGUGAGCUUCAGAAAGCACAGCGGGAGCUUGAAGACCAAGAGGACGAAGAAGAAGAGGACUACGACCCCGGCAGUGAUGAUAGCGAAGGCAGCGGGUCUAGCACUGACGAAGACGAGGACGAGGAUGAGGAUGAAGCGCACGGCAGUGAUGAAGAUAUGGAUACGAACGAAGAGCCUGAAGAAGCCGGGGCUGCAGCGGAAUAA
Penicillium olsonii is the source of this 1347-nucleotide messenger RNA. NCBI's taxonomy places the organism in Eukaryota, Fungi, Ascomycota, Eurotiomycetes, Eurotiales, Aspergillaceae. The record is from the annotation of a GenBank genome assembly.